AUGACCCCCGUGAUGAAGCUUUUUGCCUUUGUCUCCCUGGCUAUAGCGGCCGUCGAGGCUGCUGCCAUUCACCCUGCCCCGGCUUCCGGGUCGACUGUUCACCCUCAGCUCAAUGAUUCCAUGCAGACUUUCCCACCUCCCGGCUUCACCCUGGUUGACACGCAAUGGGAGGUGGAAAUCCGGCAGGGCGAAAAGGUACAACUGAAGGGCACCGUCGAGUCCGUCUACGCGCAGAUGCUGCAGCUCAACCCGGACUUUGAAAAGGAAAUGGCCGAGAGGACGGCGGCGAGGGGCGCAGAACAGCAACGGCAGGAGGGCCAGACCAACAACACCACGACGCUGGGCAAGCGUGACCACAGCGAGUGCAACGGCGGCUACCGACCGGCCCUGAGGGAUUCAAUCAGCAAGGGUAUCGAGUACCUCGCCAAGGUCAAUGGCGAGCCCGCCAUCGACGGGGGAACCUGUAGCCGUGUCAGCUGCAGCGACGGUGGUGGUAUUGGAUGGUGUAGCGAUAGGAGUGACCGCUACACGGUAAAUUCGUUCGGCUGGAUAGGCAACGCUGCCGAAGUCGUCGUCCAAAGCUGCUCGUUUCCGGACAUGUACGGCAAGGACUGGGUUGCCGGACGGCGUUAUCAUGACGCCAACGUCUCUGUUUGGGUUGGUGCCCAGCAGUGUUAA
Pyricularia grisea is the source of this 678-nucleotide messenger RNA. RefSeq lists its product as uncharacterized. NCBI's taxonomy places the organism in Eukaryota, Fungi, Ascomycota, Sordariomycetes, Magnaporthales, Pyriculariaceae. Bases 1 to 678 code for a protein of 225 amino acids. The record is from RefSeq and is a predicted model, not a curated record. The transcript is spliced from 3 exons.